UAUUCUAAAAAUUGUUUUUAAAUUAUAUGUUGUACUGAUUUCUACUUACACUAAUAAUAAAUACAUUUCAAUAAAAUUAAGUUGGAAUACGUACACAAACUCAACGCCAAUUGAUCAAUGUAAACACUUUAUUAAUUAGUCAAAAAAUCGCAUUGAUCUAGAAUUACGCUACUUUCAAAUCAAUAGAUUAUUAACCGAUCAAUAAACCCCCCACUCUGACACGUUUGUUUACAUCGGUUAGAGUAUUUAAACCCGGCGUUUAAUUCAAUAAUAAUACUAAACCAUAAUCCAGUUAAACAGUGAAACGCUCAACUAAAAAUAAUCUAACGAAUUCGGCCCGGUGCCAGCAAAUGAACAGUUUGUUUCUCUAUCUCACGUUGAAGGAGAGGUUCACCUAAAUGUUAACUACGAACUAAAAGUAAAAAAAAAGGUUUUAUUGUAAUUUUUUAUUUGUGUGUGUGCAAAAUGAGCACGGUGCAGUGGCGCGAGUUUACUGAUAAUGAAACUGUAACGUCCGUUUUAAUCGAUUUGGCUUACCGGGAUGUCAGACAUGAUUAUUUUUCCAACUAUGAAGUCGUCGAAUUUCUCAAAGGUCUCGGCAGGAUGUUCUACAUCGUCAAUCCGGCGGAGACAACAUUUCAACAUCCCCAGGAAGUUCCAAAAUUCUUUAGAAACGCUUGGCCCUUUUUUCUAAUGUUUAUGAUCUUAGAAAACAUUCUUUUGUGGAUUGAAAGAAAACCCACCUUCAGACUCAAUGAUGGGAUCACCAGUUUAUCUCACGGCCUGAUUCAAGAAUCUGGAAGAUUGCUCUUUAGGGGUGCCGAAAGUUACGUCUACGUCUACAUCUACGAACAUUUUCGGUUGUACGAAUUUGCCUGGGACAGCCCGAUAACAUGGUAUCUGGCUGCUGUGGGAGUAGAUUUUUGCUAUUAUUGGGUGCACAGAGCUUGUCACGAAGUUCAUAUUCUGUGGGCCCAGCAUCAGGUUCACCAUAGUUCGGAAGAGUUCAACUUGGCGGUGGGUUUGAGACAGUCGAUAGUGCAAGGCUGGUGCGGCUUCAUCUUUUAUCUUCCGCUGGCUUUUUUCAUCCCACCAUCGCACUUCAUCACUCACCAGCAGUUCAACUUGUUGUUCCAAUUUUGGAUCCACACAAAGACCGUUACAACUUUGGGACCUUUGGAGUACAUAUUUAACACACCACAACAUCACAGAGUCCACCAUGGUAGUAACAUUUAUUGCUUGGACAAAAAUUAUGGAGGUGUUUUAAUAAUUUGGGACAGAAUGUUUGGAACUUUUGCCAGUGAACGCAAAGAUGAAGAAAUUGUAUACGGACUGGUGUUCCAACAACCUUCGUUUAAUCCUCUACAUCUUCAGACUUUCUAUACAGCCUAUGUAAUUGAGAAAUUUAAAGGAUUAACAAAGUGGCAAGAAAAACUUGCUGCAAUUUUCUAUGGACCCAGUUGGGAGCCUGGUAAACCUAGAUUGGGAAUGGAAGAGGAUAAAGUUAAAGUUACAGUUAGAGAAAAAUACGACGUUCAGCUUCCAUUCUGGUGCAACUGUUAUUUACUGACACACUUUUGCAUUGUGGUUUAUGGUUUUCAAGAAUUAGCUUCAAUCCACAUGGGAUUAAACGCGUUAACAGUAUUUGGAUUUGUGCUCUACAUUAUCGCAUCAUUGACUACAAUCGGUAUGAUUUUCGAUAAUCAUCCUUAUGCCAGUGUAUUUGAACUGCUUCGUUGUAUGGUACUAGUCACAGCAAUACAAAGGAUGAAUAUGGAUGCUGACAAAACUUUGUUGGGCUUCGAAGUUUUCUUUAUUAUAUCAGGAUUCUUCUGGUUCCUACAAAGUCUCAAAGUGAUACAAAUUACCCUAAAAUCUAAAACCAAUUAAGAUUUUUGGAUUUUGUUGUUAUAUUCUAUGUUACCAAUAUUUGGUAUGUUAUUUAUAGUUUGACUAUUAUAGUAAUUUAUUUUAGUACUAUAGUUAUGACUGAAUAAGUGUGAUUAAAAUAUCGUGAUAUUGUUAUGAAUAAUAUUGAUUAUUAUAAAUACAAUAAUUGACUAAAUAAA
Messenger RNA from Aethina tumida (small hive beetle), 2069 nucleotides. RefSeq names its product alkylglycerol monooxygenase. Lineage: Eukaryota; Metazoa; Arthropoda; Insecta; Coleoptera; Nitidulidae. The transcript is spliced from 7 exons. Gene Ontology annotation, cellular component: endoplasmic reticulum. Gene Ontology annotation, biological process: lipid biosynthetic process. The coding region runs from base 466 to 1890 and encodes 474 amino acids. Gene Ontology annotation, molecular function: oxidoreductase activity; iron ion binding. The record is from RefSeq and is a predicted model, not a curated record.